CAAACAAACUCCACCCUCAGAAAACGCAUACGACACAGAUUCUCAGCACAAGCCAAAGACAAAGCUUCCAUUUCUAAAAUCGCAAAAAAAAAAAAAAGAAUCAUCAGAGUAAAACAUAUUUGGUUACUUAUUUAAAGAGUGACUGUAAGGAAUGGUGAAGCCUGGUAGCGUGGAAAAAACUACUGAGGAGCGAACCAAUACGUCGUACAGGGGAGUACGGAAGAGGAAGUGGGGCAAGUACGUGUCGGAAAUUAGGCUUCCCAACAGUCGCCAAAGGAUUUGGUUGGGUUCCUACGACAGCGCCGAGAAGGCGGCGCGCGCUUUCGACGCGGCCAUGUUCUGCUUACGUGGCAGCGGCGCCAAAUUUAACUUCCCGAAUGACCCGCCCAACAUCGCCGGGGGGAGGACCAUGACCCCCCCUCAGAUUCAGAUAGCUGCGGCUAGUUUCGCCAAUUCGGAGCCCCAAAAAGAGUGUUCCGGUCAGCAACACGUGGAGUCUUUAGCUUCGGACGAGGAAACGGCGUCGUUCAGGUUGGAGUCGUCGUCUCCUCCUCUCUCCGACGUGUCGGUUCAGAACGACCCCAUAUUCCAAAACGGGUCAUUUCGCGACCCGUUUUCGGAUCUCGGUUCGGGCAGUUUCGCCCCCGAGUUCUCCGAUUUUCCGAGUUUCGACGAUUUCAGCCGGGAUUUCUUCUUGCCGGGGCUUCCUAGUUUCGAUGACGGAGAAGAGAACGUGGACGGGAUGAUAGUCCAGGACCCGUUCUUGUGGAACUUCUAAGAGGGUCAGGGUUUGGAUAAUUUUAUUAUAUCCAAUUCCGGGACCAGAAUCGGGUUUGGGUUGGUCAAUUUUUGUUAGGCCAAGCCCUGUGUGUUGGUAGUUACUGAUGAAAUUUAUUUACCAAGUAGUCAAGGUUUCGAAUUUUUUAGAUGGGAACAUAAUUCAUUUAAUUGUCACGAAUUAAUUGUAAAGUUGUCUGCUGAUAAUGUAACUUCUGGGGCAUAUAUUGAAUUUUUAAGGAUGAUA
This is a messenger RNA of Vigna umbellata (rice bean), 1024 nucleotides long. RefSeq names its product Integrase-type DNA-binding superfamily protein. The record is from RefSeq and is a predicted model, not a curated record. NCBI's taxonomy places the organism in Eukaryota, Viridiplantae, Streptophyta, Magnoliopsida, Fabales, Fabaceae. Gene Ontology annotation, biological process: regulation of DNA-templated transcription. Gene Ontology annotation, molecular function: DNA binding; DNA-binding transcription factor activity.